AUGAGUGUAAUGCAGUCUGGGACACAGAUGAUCAAACUGAAGCGUGGGACCAAAGGACUUGUUCGCCUCUUUUACCUGGAUGAGCACCGCACUCGUCUCCGAUGGCGACCCUCUAGGAAGAGUGAGAAGGCAAAAAUAAUUAUUGACUCCAUUUACAAAGUCACCGAGGGUCGGCAGUCUGAAAUAUUCCACAGACAAGCUGAGGGAAACUUUGACCCCAGCUGCUGCUUCACCAUCUACCAUGGUAACCACAUGGAGUCCCUGGACCUUAUCACCUCCAAUCCUGAGGAGGCCCGCACCUGGAUUACAGGCCUCAAGUACCUGAUGGCUGGCAUCAGUGAUGAAGACUCUCUUGCCAAAAGGCAGAGGACCCAUGACCAAUGGGUGAAGCAGACCUUUGAGGAAGCUGAUAAGAAUGGUGAUGGCUUACUGAAUAUUGAAGAGAUACACCAAUUGAUGCAUAAACUAAAUGUCAACCUGCCCAGAAGAAAAGUCAGACAAAUGUUUCAGGAAGCAGAUACAGAUGAGAAUCAAGGAACUUUGACAUUUGAAGAAUUUUGUGUUUUUUACAAAAUGAUGUCAUUGAGACGGGAUCUUUAUUUGUUGCUCUUGAGCUACAGUGACAAGAAAGAUCAUCUAACUGUGGAAGAACUGGCUCAGUUCUUGAAAGUGGAACAAAAGAUGAAUAAUGUGACAGCAGACUAUUGUCUUGACAUCAUAAGGAAGUUUGAAGUUUCGGAAGAAAAUAAGGUGAAAAAUGUUCUUGGCAUAGAAGGCUUCACGAACUUCAUGCGUAGUCCUGCUUGUGACAUAUUUAACCCACUACACCAGGAAGUAUAUCAAGACAUGGAUCAGCCCCUCUGCAACUACUACAUUGCUUCCUCUCACAAUACAUACCUGACUGGGGACCAGCUCCUCUCUCAGUCCAAAGUAGAUAUGUAUGCUCGGGUGCUACAAGAGGGCUGUCGCUGUGUGGAAGUUGACUGUUGGGACGGCCCAGAUGGAGAGCCAGUGGUACAUCAUGGUUAUACCCUCACUUCAAAAAUUCUCUUCAGAGAUGUGGUGGAGACCAUCAACAAGCACGCCUUUGUGAAGAAUGAGUUUCCAGUUAUAUUGUCCAUUGAGAAUCACUGCAGUAUUCAGCAGCAAAAGAAGAUUGCUCAGUACCUGAAGGGAAUAUUCCGAGACAAACUGGAUCUAUCUUCUGUAGACACAGAAGAUUGCAAGCAACUUCCAAGCCCUCAAAGUUUGAAAGGCAAAAUCCUAGUAAAGGGGAAGAAGUUGCCUUACCACCUUGGGGAUGAUGCAGAGGAAGGGGAAGUUUCUGACGAGGACAGUGCAGAUGAAAUUGAAGACGAGUGCAAGUUCAGGCUCCAUUAUAAUAACGGAACCACUGAGCAUCAGGUAGAAUCUUUCAUAAGGAAAAAACUGGAGUCACUGUUAAGAGAAUCUCAAAUUCGAGACAAAGAAGAUCCUGAUAGUUUCACAGUGAGGGCACUAUUGAAGGCUACUCAUGAAGGCUUAAAUGUACAUCUGAAGCAGAAUCCAGAUGUAAAGGAAAGUGGAAAGAAGUCACAUGGACGAUCCCUUAUGACAAACUUUGGAAAACAUAAGAAAGCUACAAAAUCACGGUCUAAAUCCUACAGUAUGGAUGAUGAAGAGGAUGCCCAGCAGCACCCAGGCAAGGAGAGUGGCCAACUAUACAGAGAAUCAGAUCACUUGAUAAAUGCUAGAGGCAGUGGAACAUAUGAAGACCAACUGGACAUGAGAGAUAAUAUCAUAAGCACCACAGGAAAUGUGUUAUCAUUCAGUGAAACAAGAGCACAUCAGGUGGUGCAACAGAAAUCAGAGCAGUUCAUGAUUUAUAACCAAAAGCAGCUUACGAGGAUUUAUCCCUCUGCCUACCGAAUUGAUUCCAGUAACUUCAACCCUCUGCCUUAUUGGAAUGUAGGUUGUCAGCUAGUGGCACUGAACUAUCAGUCUGAAGGGCGAAUGAUGCAGUUAAAUCGAGCCAAAUUCAAGACAAAUGGUAAUUGUGGCUACGUCCUCAAACCCCAGCAAAUGUGCAAAGGUACUUUCAAUCCUUUCUCCGGUGACCCACUUCCUGCAAACCCCAAAAAGCAACUCAUCCUGAAAGUAAUCAGUGGCCAGCAACUCCCCAAGCCUCCAGAUUCCAUGUUUGGAGACCGAGGCGAGAUCAUUGACCCUUUUGUUGAAGUUGAAAUUAUCGGAUUGCCUGUAGAUUGUUGUAAAGAUCAAACCCGUGUAGUGGAUGACAAUGGCUUUAACCCUGUGUGGGAAGAAACUCUGACAUUUACAGUACACAUGCCAGAAAUAGCUUUGGUUCGCUUCCUUGUGUGGGAUCAUGAUCCCAUUGGACGAGACUUUGUUGGACAAAGAACUGUGACCUUCAGCAGCUUAGUGCCUGGCUACCGACAUGUCUAUUUGGAAGGACUGACAGAAGCAUCUAUAUUUGUCCACAUAACAAUCAAUGAAAUCUAUGGGAAGUGGAGCCCUCUAAUACUCAACCCCAGUUAUACUAUAUUGCACUUUCUAGGAGCUACAAAGAACAGACAACUCCAAGGUCUGAAGGGACUGUUCAAUAAGAAUCCCAGGCACAGUUCAGAAAACAAUUCCCAUUAUGUCCGGAAACGAUCAAUUGGAGAUAGAAUUCUGCGACGCACAGCCAGUGCCCCAGCCAAAGGCAGAAAAAAGAGCAAGAUGGGCUUCCAAGAAAUGGUAGAGAUAAAGGAUUCUGUGUCUGAGGCCGUAAGAGAUCAAGACGGAGUCUUGAGGAGAACCACACGGAGUCUGCAAGUACGCCCUGUCUCUAUGCCUGUUGACAGAAAUCUUCUGGGAGCAUUGUCACUGCCUCUAUCUGAAACAGCAAAAGACAUUGAAGGAAAAGAAAAUUCUCUGGCAGAAGAUAAGGAUGGGGGAAGAAAAGGGAAGGCAAGUAUAAAAGACCAACAUUUUCAGAACUUCAACAAAAAGUUGUCCUCCUCCUCCAGUGCUCUCCUCCACAAAGACAACAGCCAAGGCAGCUCCACCAUUUCUACUACCAACGUUUCUACUACGAAUGUGUCAAUUACAGGAGAACAAUUGGGAGUGUCAGGUCCUAAGGGUGAGAGAACCAAAUCAAAUGUGACAAAUGAUUGCCAGGAAAACCAUUGUGCCAACAAGUCCCUCUCCCCAAAGAAGCAUUUGGAUCUUGAUCCUACAGUUAACCUAACACAAGAUCUACGUGGUAUGAAAACCAAGGAAAAUGGGAAUGCUGAGGGCUUUGUGGAAGGGAAAAGCAUAUUGUCAGGAAGCAUCCUUUCUCAAAGCACCCUAGAGAUGAAGAAUCUGGAAGAUAAUAAGGGAAAGAGCAGAACUGCAACAUCUUUUUCUUUGUCAGACAUCUCCACGCUUCAUGCUGACGUAUCUGACUUACAUUCAACGGCAAUUCUACAGGAGAGUGGGAUCUCCCAACUUAUUGAAAAUGUCACUUUAACAAAUGAGAAUGAGCCAGGCAGUUCCAUCUCAGCACUGAUUGGCCAGUUUGAUGAGAUCAGUGAUCAAGCUACCCUCACAGUUGCUUCUCAUCUUCAUAGUACCAGUGUGAUGUCAAGCCAUCCUCCUUUGCCAACCAUUGGUCUAAAACUGCCCAUCAAUCAUGGCUUUUCCAAAGGAAAGCCCAAGUCAUCCUUCCCAUGCCCAUCUCCUGAGCCUAUUGCAUUCUCGAGUCCCGAGACCACAAAACAUGUAACAUACACAGUCCUUCACGAAACCACCUGCACUCCCGUCUCUAAAACCAAACUAGAUGAUGAGUUUUCUGGUAACACUAAGACAAGGCCUACAGAAGGCAAUCUGCCUGGGCCCUCUCAUACUUCUUGCUGGUUACUGACAAGUCCCAAUAAGGGAAAAGACUGGAAAGUACUAAAGAACUGCAGCCCUACCAUGUCCACUGAUUUGAUACUGGAGGACAUCAUAGCUGAUCCCACUCUCUGUCUGGACUCUGCAGAGAGUAGUCUGGUGGAAAUCGAUGGAGAGUCAGAAAAUCUCUCGAUAAUGACCUAUGACUGUAGGAGAGGGGCCACAAGCCAACUUGCUUCUCCUUUAAAGCUGAAGCAUAGCCAGGAGGUGGUGGAACAUUUUCAAAGUGGUUUGAGAAAUGGCUACUGUAAAGACACUCUCCCCUCUUCUGUCCCUCAAGUAUUCAACAAUAUUCAAGAUGUGAAAUAUCAAAGUUCUUCUUGUCUAGCCUAUCAGGGUGCUGGAUUUGUGCAUAACUUCUUCUCAGAUCCAGAUGCAAAAAUGAGCCUGACCUGUGUGCCCUUGCAGUCUAAUGCUCAAGACAUGCAUGCUCCUGCACCCAAGCCCUCCACACAUCUUCCUCUGCCUGCUCUGAAACUGCCCAGUCCUUGCAAAUCUAAAAGUCUGGGGGACUUAACAUCAGAGGACAUUGCCUGCAAUUUUGAAAGCAAGUACCAAUGUAUUAGUAAGAGUUUUGUUACAACUGGCACAAGAGACAGGAAGGGAAUGCCUGUGAAAACAAAGCCAGUGGAGCCUACAGAUGCUUUGACCGAGCAGCUGAGGAAGCUUGUGUCCUUUGACCAGGAAGAAAGCUGCCAAGUGCUAUAUUCAAAGCAAGAGGUGAAUCAACUCCCCAGGGCACUGGUCAGAAAGUUGUCAUCCAGAAGUCAGAGCAGGGUGCGUAAUAUUGCCAGUCGUGCCAAGGAAAAACAGGAAGCCAACAAGCAAAAGGUUGUGAACCCCAGCGAUUUUGGAGGAGUGGUUCUUAGAAACAAACCCUCAGCGCCCCCAUCCACUGUGAAUCGACACUCCACGGGUUCAUACAUCGCAGGCUUCCUGAGUAACCGGAAAGGCAGUGGGCUAGAAGGCCGCGGCAUCCCGGAGGGGGCUUGCACAGCCCUGAGCUACGGCUACGUAGACCAGUUUUGUUCAGAUAAUUCUGUUUUGCAGACUGAGCCAAGCAGUGAUGACAAACCAGAAAUUUAUUUUCUCUUGAGACUAUAAAUAAUAUAAAGCUGCAUCUUCAAUGUUUACGAGGUAGUCUAUAGAAUAGAUUUCCCUUUUCAGUAAAUGUGGUCCUUGACGUUG
Orycteropus afer afer is the source of this 5106-nucleotide messenger RNA. RefSeq names its product phospholipase C eta 1 (gene PLCH1). Gene Ontology annotation, biological process: phosphatidylinositol-mediated signaling; lipid metabolic process. The record is from RefSeq and is a predicted model, not a curated record. NCBI's taxonomy places the organism in Eukaryota, Metazoa, Chordata, Mammalia, Tubulidentata, Orycteropodidae. Gene Ontology annotation, molecular function: phosphatidylinositol-4,5-bisphosphate phospholipase C activity; calcium ion binding.